This is a messenger RNA of Eucalyptus grandis, 3561 nucleotides long. Its product is annotated as probable inactive leucine-rich repeat receptor-like protein kinase At3g03770. Gene Ontology annotation, molecular function: ATP binding; protein kinase activity; receptor serine/threonine kinase binding. Gene Ontology annotation, biological process: protein phosphorylation. The coding region runs from base 892 to 3279 and encodes 795 amino acids. The transcript is spliced from 10 exons. The record is from RefSeq and is a predicted model, not a curated record. NCBI's taxonomy places the organism in Eukaryota, Viridiplantae, Streptophyta, Magnoliopsida, Myrtales, Myrtaceae.
CACAUACGAAAAGAGAGAGAGACGGAGACAGCGAGUGAUGCGUUGUUGCGUUCUGAAAGCGAGACGAAUAAAGGGUCGUCUUCUGCUAGAAUCUCCCUCUCCCUCUCUCUCUCUCUGUUUACAUACAUACCACAGAAAGUGCAAAACUAUAGCGAGAAUAGUUUAAAGAACGCAAGGGGUUUACGCUCUUUUUCUUUUUCUUCUUUUUCUUUUGAAGGGGUGUUCCGAGGAAAGUGACAGAAAUGUCGGUUUGUGGGAUUUCCAGGUCACCCUCUCGUGUUGUGUUGUGGUUGCUUUGAAUUGCCCUUGAGCAACCCGUGUCACCGUGUUGUCUUGCUAUCAAGCAAUGUGAUGAGGGUGUCACUGAAACCCUGCAGAAAACAGAGUCUCUGACUCUCUGUGUCUAUGGAAGAGAAUCACAUGAGCCUGGGUUGAAGGAAAAAAAAGGAUAGUAAAGCUGUUAGAAGUGUGUGGUGUGGAUGAGAUUUCAUCUUCUUUGGAGCUUCAUUGCGGUGAAAUUAUGAGCUUGGGUAAGGGUUGGUCUCUGCAGGAGAAGUUUGCGUUGGGAUUUUGGUGCUUGCUGCUGAAAAUUAGUGUGCUUUCUGAAGUCUGUUUCGGGGGCUGUUACAGAAGGCUGUUGAAGGAGCUCUACUGAUGAGGGGAUCCAUUUGUUCUUGUUCAUCGGCAACAUAAAGGUCUUACCAAAAAAAAAAAAAAAUUAUGCUUGCAGACCUCUAUUUUAGUCUUGAGGACGAAAAGUUCAGCAAUUGACAAGGACACAGUUUUAUAAUUUUUUGUAGAACCCACAGGGGCAUCUCAAGUGUCCACCUGCUAUUUCUGCAGCUGUUCAGUCUGCAAAAUAUUCAUCUUUUGUCUUGAGGGAACUAUGUGAUGUCUUGUGUGUUCUACUACCGUGACAGAGCAAUGGCAAAAACACUCAAUGGAUAUCUAUUUCUGGUUCUUGCCAUCAUUUUGCUCUCAAUUGGCCCCACGGAACAGCUUCAGUCUUCCCAGGCCGAGACCCUUCGGAGAAUUCAAUAUCUCCUGGACAAUCCACCUGUUUUAAGCGGCUGGAAGGACGGCACAGAUUUCUGCAAUACUGAGCCCAAUUCAUCUCUCACCAUCGUGUGCUAUGAAGAAAGUGUGACACAGCUUAUUAUAAUAGGUGAGAAUGGAGCUCCUGCAUUGCCUCAAAAUUUUUCCAUGGAUUCCUUCGUAACGACGCUGGUAAAGCUUCCUAAUUUGAAGGUCCUCACACUAGUUUCUCUGGGUUUGUGGGGGCCAUUGUCUGGUAAAAUUGCACGGCUUUCAUCGCUUGAGAUAUUCAAUGUGAGCUCUAAUUUCUUGUAUGGUGCACUUCCCCAUGAGCUUUCAUUUUUGAAAAGCCUGCAAACGCUCAUUCUUGACAAGAACAUGUUCUCCGGUCCACUACCAGAUUGGACUGGUAAGCUCCUGAAUUUGACCGUGCUAAGUCUGAGACAAAAUUCAUUUAACGGGUCUCUGCCUGAUGCUUUGAAUAAUUUGGAGAGUCUCAGAGUUCUCUCGCUGUCACAUAAUCAUUUCUCAGAUGAAGUGCCAGAUUUAAGCAGUUUGAGAAAUCUUCAAGUUCUUGAUUUGGAAGAUAAUGCUUUUGAAGGUCAAUUUCCGAAACUUGACAAUAGGUUGGUCACUCUCAUACUCAGCAAGAACAAGUUCAGAUCUGGGAUUCCUUCUGAACUGAGCUCAUAUUAUCAGCUUGAGCAUCUGGAUAUCUCCUUUAAUAGUUUCGUUGGGCCAUUCCUGCACUCUUUGCUAGUUCUCCCCACAAUUAUUUAUCUGAAUAUUGCGGGAAAUAAACUGACGGGCAUGCUUUCGGAAAAUCAGUCUUGCAAUGAUGAAUUGACAUUUGUGGAUUUAUCAUCCAAUCUUUUGACGGGAAGCUUGCCUGAUUGUCUGUCUGAUUCAAAGAAACGUGAUGUAUCAUAUGCUAAGAAUUGUUUGGCUGCUGAAGAUCAAGAUCAACAGCCACUUUCAUUUUGCCGCAAUGAGGCUUUAGCUGUUGGCAUAGUGCCUGGCCAGAAGAAGCGAAAACAAGCAACUAAAACAGUCCUUGCCUUGGGCAUUGUUGGGGGGACUUUGGGAGGAAUUUUGCUUGUCGGUCUGAUAUUUUUGGCUAUCAGAAGAACCAAUGCCAGGAAGCCAAAAAAAUCACCUCCUACGAGGCUGAUAACCGAGAAUGCGUCAACUGGGUCUGGGUACACCUCAAAGUUGUUCACUGAUGCCAGAUACAUAUCUCAAAGCAUGAAGCUGGGAGCACUUGGGCUUCCACCUUACCGAACCUAUUCUUUGGAGGAGAUUGAAGAGGCCACAGGCAACUUUGAUACAUCUGCUUUCAUUGGUGAAGGUUCUCAUGGCCAGAUGUACAGAGGUCAGCUGAAGAAUGGGUCUCUUUUAGCCAUCAAAUGCCUGAAAAUUAAGAAAAGCCAGAGCAUUCAGCACUUCAUGCACCACAUUGAGUUAAUUUCAAAACUUAGACAUCGCCAUGUUGUCAGUGCUCUUGGACACUGCUUCGAGUGUUACUGGGAUGAUUCGAGUGUGAGCAGAAUCUUUCUUGUGUUCGAAUAUGUACCAAAUGGUACAUUAAGGAGCUGGAUCUCGGGGCGGCGUGGUAGGCAAUCACUCACCUGGUCACAAAGGAUAGGUGCUACAAUUGGGUUAGCGAAGGGCAUUCAAUUUCUACAUACUGGGAUUGUGCCCGGCUUAUACUCUAACAACUUGAAAAUUACUGAUAUUCUUGUUGAUCAGAAUCUUGUUGCCAAAAUAAGCAGCUAUAGCCUACCGUUGUUAGCCGAAAUGGUGAAGGAGGGUAGUAAGAUGCCUUCUGGAGGAUCCAAGGAAAUAAUUGCUAGGAUGAAACACCAGGAUAAGACCGAUAUCUAUGACUUUGGAGUAAUCCUGCUAGAGAUCAUAUCAGGAAGGCCAUUCAAAUCAAACAGUGAAGUUGAUGUUGUAAAAGACCAACUACAGUCAAGUAUGAUGGGCGAUGAUACCACCAGAAGGAGCUCCGUUGAUUCUUCAGUUCGAAGAGCAUGCUCAGACCAAUCAUUGAGAACGAUGAUGGAAAUCUGCGUGAGAUGUUUGAACAAGGAACCCACAGAUAGACCAUCUAUUGAGGACGUGCUGUGGAACUUGCAAUUCGCUGCUCAGGUCCAAGAUGCAUGGCGUGGAGACUCACAGAGCAGUGAAGGGUCUCCGACAUCCCCUUCACGACAACCGAGCCUACAUCUCUCCAUCGGAUGAGGUUCUUAUUCUCUGUCCCAUCCUCAAUAGAACGUUAAGGGAAUUAAAAGAGCAACACAGGAAAACACAAGUAAAUCAAGACGUUAUUUUCAGGAAGAUUUUCCCCGCUGGUGUUCUACUAUAAUUUUUCUUUGGCUUGAUGAGUAUACAAUAGUUCAAGCUUCUCCUUGCUUGAUUAUGCUUUCUUGCAAUUUUGUAAGUUUCCUGUGCAACUCAAUGACAGUGUGCAUCCUGUAUAUUACAAGCUCUGUGAAAUAGAGAAGAAGCACUUUUCCUUGACUC